UGAGAGACGAAGAAGAAGGACAGGAGAAUAUAGAGAGUCAAUGACUGGCCGCUUACUUCAGAAAACUCAUGUCUCCCAUUUGGUUUGGAAGAAUAUGUGUGGUCCUGCUGCUGUGCAGGAUUGUGGCAUCGAGAACCCGUAGCAGAUCUAGUCGAAGGAAACGUGAGUGGAUUCUUCCACCAACAAGACUGUUUGAGAAUGUUGACUACAGAAAAGAGGAGUAUGUGGCAAAAAUCCGAUCUGAUAAAGAUCUUCACGGCCAGAUGGUGGAAUAUGGACUGUCGGGUCAUGGUGCUGACAAGGCACCCUAUAAUUUGUUUGUUAUCAAUCCUGAGACUGGCUUUGUUAAAAUCACUGGCUUGCUAGACAGAGAGAAAACAGCCUUAUACAAUCUGACUGGAAUAGCAAGAUUCCGUAAUGGAUCAAUCGCAGAGGAAAAAAUUGAGCUGAAGAUUAAAGUUGAUGAUCAGAAUGAUAACCCACCAAAAUUCAGAUUACAAAAGGGAGCUGUGAAGGAAAGCAGCAAGACUGGAACACCUGUCAUACAGAUAACAGCUACUGAUGCAGACGAGGAAGGCACUAUCAAUUCCAAAAUAGCAUACAGUAUAGUAAAACAAACACCCAUGGAAUCUGGGCAUAGUUUCUCCAUCGAUAAAGAUACUGGGAAGGUCUAUGUAAAGGAAAAAACCCUGGAUCGAGAGAGACAUGACACAUAUACUUUAAUAGUUCAGGGGGUUGAUAUGAAUGGGGCCCCAUCUGGCAACACAGGGACAGGCACAGUUCAAAUUCACAUUUUGGACAUAAAUGACAAUGUCCCCACUCUUGAGAAGGAGGAGUAUUUAGGCAGUGUUGAUGAAGGUGUGGUUGAUGUGGUCGUGAUGAGAAUAAAAGCGCAAGAUAAGGACCUGGAAUUCACUGAUAACUGGCUGGCAGUUUUUGAUAUUCAAAAAGGAAAUGAAGAUGGUCUCUUCACCAUUGAAACUGACCCUAAAACGAAUGAAGGAAUUCUAAAACUUGUCAAGCCUGUUGAUUUUGAAAAGGUAACAGCAUUGGACCUCAGCUUGGUUAUAGCAAAUGUAGCUCCUUUUAUAAAUGGAAGUGCUUUGGAGCUAGACGUUGGUCUAGACAGGGAUGGACUAGGGGCUGGAGCAGGUAUAGGGGCAGGGGCAGGGGCUGGGCUUGGGGCAGGGGCAGGAGUGGGGGUUGGGGUAGGGUUAGGGGUGGGAGUAGGUUUAGGAGUUGGAGUGGAUCUUGGGAUGGAUGCUGGAUUGGAUUUGGAUGCUGGAGUGGAUCAGGGUGCUGGAGUGGAUUUGGAUGCUGGAGUGGAUCCGGGUACUGGAGUGAAUGUUGGAGUAGAUGCAGGUGGUGGGGCUAAACCUGAUAUUGGGCUUAAACCCAUCCCUGAAACUAAACCUGGAACCAAGCCUGGCCCCUCACCUGGUGUCAAACCUGGGACAAAACCAGGAACAAAACCUGGCUCCAAACCUUCUGGAAAACCUGGAUCUGACCCAGAUAAAAAACCAAGUGGGAAAGGUUACCCAGUAAGAAUCAGUGUCAACAACUUACCUGAUGGUCCUAUCUUCUCACCUUCUGUGAAAGACUUCCCUGUGUCAGAGGAUCCUGAUAAUGCAAAAAUUCCAAAAGUGCUGGGCACAUUUGCUGCUUUGGAUGGUGAUACUGGAGAACCAGCUGAAAAUGUAAGGUAUGCUAAAGGUCAUGACCCUGAUAACUGGAUAACCAUCGAUGAGGAGAAAGCUGAGAUUAAACUGGCAAAGGUUCCUGAUCGGGAAUCGAAGUUUCUGGUCAAUGGAACUUACAUUGCAAAGAUUAUCUGCAUUACUCAAGAUGUGCCAGCUAAGACUGCUACUGGGACAAUAGUAUUGAAGGUGGAGGAUUCCAAUGACCACUGCCCCACAUUGACCAGCACCUAUCAACAAGUCUGUGAUGAUACUAAAGUGAUGAAUGUCACAGCUUUCGAUGAGGAUGUUCAUCCUAAUGGCGCCCCUUUCCAGUUUGUUUUGAUAGAGGAGGAAACUAUGGGAAAAUGGGAGAUGGAACCUAUAAAUGGAACAUCAAUGAGUUUUCAUACACAGGAGUCUCUGUGGCCAGGCAUCUAUGAGCUGGCAGUGAAAAUUUCUGAUGUUCAGGGUCUGACCUGUACAGAUAUCCAAAAGCUGGAAGUAGAAGUUUGCAGCUGUAGGAAUCAUGGCUCCUGUGGGCCAAGGCUAGCUGCUCAGCAUGGCUCUCCAUUCAAAAUCAGAGCACCAGCUCUUGGAUUAUUCCUCAUCAGCCCAUGUUUACUCCUGAUGAUACCCUUCCUCCUGAUCUUCUGCCGGUGUGGGACAGUGGUCGAGUUCACAGAUUUGCCCUUUGACACUAAAGAACAUCUCAUCCCAUAUCACACUGAAGGAAAGGGGGAGGACAAGGAGGUUCCUCUUCUCAGCAGUACUCUUCCUACAACAGACCAAAACAACAGACUGCUGUUGCAGAAUGGCAAGGAUUCCAACAAAGUAUGCUCGAUGCCUGUUUGUGCAAUUGUUGCAAAUGGCAGUAGAACAUUGAACCAGGAAAUAAAUGGAGGGUUUUCAGAAACUGACAACAGGCUUUGGUACUGGCAAAACACCCUUGUAGCCAACCAGCACAGCAAUUACUACUCUUCAUCCCUAAGGAAUGAAAAGAAUGACAUUUAUGAGGAAAUGGCACUGGCUGAUGAGUUUCUGAAUGAAUACUACACUCAGAAAGCGAGUUGUGCUGCAGACAACCCUCCUCUGAAAGAUGGUCCUCUGGUUUAUGAGUAUGAGGGUCGAGGAACCCCUGCUGGCUCUGUUGGCUGCUGCAGCCUCCUUGAGUCAGAUGAAGACCUGGAGUUCCUGAACAACUUGGGUGCAAAGUUCCUUCCAUUAGCAGACAUAUGCCAUCCUCCAGAACCUUGCUCACCACCUCCCAAAAUUGAGCAAAAAGUCAAAUCAGUUGAAACCAGCUUGAAAAGCAAGAGCCCUGUCACAGCUAGUACUCCCCAGGUUACCAAAACCCCUCCACCUCCACAACAGGUACAGCAAAGCUCCAUUACCAAAGUUAAGGAGACAGUCCACAAAUCAGCCACCCUUCCAAGUGCCAAAGCAAGUCAGACCGUUAUUAUGCAUCAUCAGCCUGUAUUCUAUCUGAUGGAGCAGCAAAUACCAAGCACGGUUCUUCUAGCUGAAAGUCCCACACAGGGUUUGUACGUAAUAAAUGGAAACCCAGGAACGGAAGGUUUGGUACUCCAAAGCAAAAACAUUUCACAGGCAACUCUGAGCAGAGGACAGCAGGCAAUGUAUGUGAUCGAUGGAGCCCCUGUAUCUCCUAAGCAGCUAGUACAGGUAAAAACAGCAGUGCAGGGACAGGAAUCUGAGCUAGGAUUUAGCCCUGUCUCAUCUCCCAUUGGAGUGACUGGGGGUGUAGUGUUAAUGCAGACCCAGAUGAGCACAGAGAAGGUAAUGCAGGGGGAGGUCAGCGGACCAAAAAUGGUGCUUCAUGAUCCAACAGCACUGGGAAAAAUAUAUAAAAAGAAGACACCAUCUGAGUCACUGGUUACUAAGAUAGAAAAGGCUGAUCUAAAAGAAAAAAAACUGGUAUCAUAUAAACAAGUAUCAGAAGAUUAAGUUAGACAAGCUUCUAUACAGAGGGCCCAAAAUGAACCUUUUGCCUCAUCUGCCAAUGAAUGGUGAAUUAUUAGCUUUAAAUAUUCCUUACCAGCCAUGAAACAGUGACUAUGAUUAAAUGGACACCAGAAAGCAACUUUAUUGCGAGAAAGUAGCAUUCUCAUUUACAUGCACUGUAUGUAACAUCUGUAGGAACAAGGCGUGAGGAGGAACUAAGUGCAGGCUUUUAUUUAUAAAACUCAGAAAACUAAACACACAUAACUCAACACAUAACAGAGGCACAAACCAAACAUCCAUAAAAGUUUAACAACUGACAAAGACAGAGAGAAUACGAGGGCAAUAUAUACACAGACAAGCAAAACAUAUGACAAAGACAACCAAUAACAAGACUAAACUAAUAACAAGAUAACAAGACUACUAAACAGAAACCAAUAACAGAACAGAACUGAUAACAACUUAACAAGACAAUAAACCAAAGAGAACAAGACACAUGAACAUGAGGGAAACAGGAUAUCACAAGACUAGACAAGGAAAACACAGAACUAUACACUAAAAGUCUUAAAUCCACCUAGCGACCACUAGUGGCUGCUAGCACAAAUGUCCAAAAUGUAACAAUGUAUAAGCACCAUACUCUUUACUCCUGUAUACAUGCAGCUCAGUCAGCAAUCAGCUUUCUCCACAGUACUGUAAUUUCCCCAUGAUGCUAGUGUAAAUAACAAACAUGUUAUCCAAGGAAGACUUUUUAUCACCCGUUGCUUCACUUUAUUUCCAGAGAGUUGUUGCUGUGUUUGUUUCCUUAAAUUUCUAUUGCGACCUGCACUGGAAUUGCGCUGCAAUAGUGGGGUUUCCCUCUUACGUAAAAUCUCCGGGAUUCCCCCAAUGUAAGAGCGCAUUUACGCUAACGUGAGGGACAGUUUAUAUUUUACAGUGGUGUGCAUAUAUGGGUGUAGUUUAUAGUGUAUUUUCUUUUCCCACUGUACUCCCAGAAAUUUUACAUUUUUUCCACUUUGUUGAAUUGUUGUUUGGCUCCAUUCUAUGACGUUUGAUAUUCGGCCUGUUCACACACAUGCGCACUCCUCAAAAACCUGUUAGAACGCAGCUUACUGUAUGUGUUUACAUGACCACAUAAGCCGCAUUUUCUGGGAGAAACCUGGGUGUGUUAAACUGCUUUCUCUUAAUUCCUUAAAUAGCUAAAGAAAUCGGCGUUCUCUUUUACAUGCUCUUUCAGAACACCGCUUACUGUAAAAACCCUUUAAUAAACCGUUUUCUUAAGUGCAUGUAAAUGUGGUCAGUUUUUAACCUUAUUUCACUAAAACUGUAUAUUGUUUGUUCCUUUGACAAAGGAAAAAGUGCAGAAAGUCCCGCACAGUAUCAUAGUUUAGCAACUCUGUGAAAAUCCUGUCGCAAAAAGAGAACCAUUGUGACCAUAAUUUAGUUUUGGUGGCUUAUCACUAGGAAUCUGUCACCACAUGGAGAUCUGGAGUUAGGACAAUACAAGAAAAUUUGUGUCCUAGCUAAACCUUUGAUGAUACAUUUUCUGCUAAGGUAAAAGUUGUUAGAAAAUGUGCAACAGUUACUGACAUUAACUUGUUUAUAUCUCUUUGAUUUGAUCACGUUGCUAAUGUCAGAGAGUUUGAGAGGCCGUUCACACUGAAUGUGUCCUUGAGCUAAAUAAGCUAUAUUAUGUUGCAAUUCCUAAAAAGGCAUGUUUUAUUUACUCACCAAAGCCAAUUUAUUCUUAUUUGAUGCUUGGCAAGUUAAUUUUGGACCCUGUCUAUACAGCUUGUUAAAACUGAUAGAUCUAAAACAACUACAUACAUUUUAGCAAAGUAAAUGGCCGUGUCUCAAAAAGUAGUUAGCUGUCUACAUAGGCAGCUUUUUAUGGCGUCUUAGGUGUGCUCUUGAUAUUUCAGUUUAAAAAAGGUAACCUUCUAGCUAUGAUGGAUUGCGACAAGCUUAGUGAAAAAAAAAAUCCAUUCAAGUUGUUGGAUGGAGCUGAGGGAAAUAUUGACUAUAAAUUACUUAAAAGUAUAUUUUUGCUCAUUACAGAAAAGCAUCAUUAAGAAAUAUUUCCAUCAAAUAAAAAAAUUAUUAUUUCAUCUAAUAUUUGAAUGUAUUGCAUUUGCGAUUAUUACUUUGUGCUCAUUUGCUUUUUUACAUGCUAACGACAGAAUGAACAUUUAGUUCACGAGGAGCACAAUUUGCUUUUGCUAUCUAUGAAAAGUACUUCAAAUUAGUCACUUAUAAGGUUCCAUUUCAGCCCAUGUAAGCAUUAGACAGCAAGCCAGCUCACUAGGUUUUGAAAAAACAGCCAAUAUCUGUCGUUUUCAAGUAGUCAGUGCAACACAAAAAGAGAAUUGACUUAAAAGUGAUGGAAUGUUUUUAAUUUCUAAACAGACAGAUACGAUCAUAGAGUUAGAUCAAAGGCAAUCAACUCUGAACCAAAUGGGUGUCUGCUUCUUUCUCAGAGGGCAUAAAGACAGAAUCAGGAGGUGUCACAUAAUCACAGAAAUACACUUUCAAAUGCAGAGCAAACGCUUGAAUCAAAACAGCAAAACUAAACCCAGGUGCUUUAUCUAUUGAAGCCACUGCUUGUUUGAAUCCAACUAAUGUUGUGACCCAAUUCUGUCCACCUCUCCUUCUCACCAUUGUUUUUUGUCAUCUUUACACUUUUGCUGGCCAAGCAAAGGACCACACAAGCUAUAUUAAAAACAAUACAAAAUAAAAAUGUAAUCUAAAUUCUUUAAAUAUUAAUCAAAUUGUUUCUCAAUUUCUAUUUUUAUUUUUUAUUAAUAACUUUCAAUUUUUUUACACACUGACAUUUGCAAGCACUUUUACUGAUACUGACAAUUUUGACAAUUAUCUAGUGAUUUCUUUUGCCUGUAUUUAUGGGAUUUCUGAUGACAACACUCUUUAAUAAAUUACUUUAAC
Molecule: messenger RNA, 6572 nt
Organism: Myxocyprinus asiaticus (Chinese sucker)
Lineage: Eukaryota; Metazoa; Chordata; Actinopteri; Cypriniformes; Catostomidae
Product: desmoglein-2
Exons: 14
Coding region: 69-3641 (1190 amino acids)
Biological process (GO): homophilic cell-cell adhesion
Cellular component (GO): plasma membrane; desmosome
Molecular function (GO): calcium ion binding
Source: RefSeq, a predicted model, not a curated record